AUGCACGUCUUCUCCCUCUUGGCCGUCUCCAGCCUCCCUCUCGCAGCGUUGGCCGCCCCAUAUCAAGUCUCUCUGGCUGAUUUCACCAAUCUUGGUGACGGCAAAGUCACGCCAGCUUGGCUCCGGGAAAAUGAACAACUUGUUGUUCCUCUCAGCCCGUUGGCUCGCACGGGUUUGGUCGACCCGCUGGUCGAAGAGGGGUUGAUAUCCCUAGCUGGGAACUACUUCUUCAACAAAAUCUACGAGCACGCCAACGACUCCGACAUGUCUGCCGCCGCCAGCUGGCGUUGCAUCAAGGAAUGCGGCACCACCGUGGCUACAUCGGUGCCCUGCCUUUUCGCAGCAUUGGCGGGCGGCGGUAGGCCUGAAGAUGCACUCAAGUGCGUUGGCAAGAAAACCCUUUGCGGCUGCCGGGACUGCCUGCCCAAGCCGAUCGACAAUUGGCUUCAGCAAAAGGUCUGCAGCAGUGCCGUUGUGGAGGUGGCGGAUAAGUUCUCUCCCUAUGUCGAUUUCUCCGCCCUGGCUGGUAGUUCGGUCUCUGUUUCGGCAUUCCGGGGUGAUCUCUACAAGUGGCAAGUGGAACAGCUAGCCGCGAUCAACAAGGCUGGCGCUGCGGCGGGGAGCAUCCAGCGCAGCGAUGGCGACGGCAACGUCCAUGCCCAGUGCGUGGUGGGCUCCUCUUGCGGUGGCUGUGGCUGCUGUGUCGGCGUAUGCGUCAUGGAUGAUGACUGCGUCGGUGUCUGUGCCUGA
This is a messenger RNA of Cladophialophora immunda, 750 nucleotides long. RefSeq lists its product as uncharacterized. NCBI's taxonomy places the organism in Eukaryota, Fungi, Ascomycota, Eurotiomycetes, Chaetothyriales, Herpotrichiellaceae. The transcript has 4 exons. The coding region runs from base 1 to 750 and encodes 249 amino acids. The record is from RefSeq and is a predicted model, not a curated record.